UCUCCUCCUCUCUCUCUCCCCCUCUCUUCCCCCCCACUGUCAAACACGUGCACACACACGCACACACACAUGUGUACCUGAGCUGUCGGAGGGGCUUUCGCCGCAACUUUUCUGAAGGUGCGCGCUUGUGGUUUUUGGGGGAGAGGCGGGUGCCUGGCGUUCCUCUUUCCUUCUCUUUCUCCUGGAAUGCUAAAACUGGGCUGAUGGACAUUUCCGAACUUUGCAUCCCUGAUCCUCUCAGCUAUCAUAACCAGCUGCUCAACAGGAUGGCCGUUGAAGAGCGGCACAUGCCCUCCAGCUGCGGCUCUUAUAUAAAGACAGAACCGUCCAGUCCAUCGUCUCUGGUCGAUACAGCCAGUCAUCCCAGUCCAGGAGCUCAUUCUGACGCCAGCGGAGGCUACGGCAGCACCAUUAACAGUCACUCGAACGGCCUGGACUCCCCGCCCAUGUUCACGGCGGGCGGAGGGCUGGGCGCGGCGGGGAGCGCCUGCCGAAAACGUUACGAGGACUGUUCCAGCACUCUGCUUGAUGACCCCGGGUCCAUUAAAUGCGAGUACAUGCUCAACUCAAUCCCUAAACGUCUGUGCCUGGUGUGUGGAGACAUCGCGUCGGGCUAUCACUAUGGUGUGGCCUCUUGUGAGGCCUGCAAGGCUUUCUUCAAAAGAACAAUACAAGGUAAUAUUGAAUACAGCUGUCCGGCCACCAACGAGUGUGAGAUCACCAAACGAAGACGCAAAUCCUGUCAAGCGUGUCGCUUCAUGAAGUGUCUUAAAGUGGGCAUGUUAAAGGAAGGUGUUCGUCUUGAUCGAGUACGAGGAGGCAGACAAAAAUACAAACGACGAAUGGAUGCAGAAAACUCAGCGUACCUGGGGCUCACAAUCCCACCACCAGCCAAAAAACCCUUGACGAAGAUCGUGUCCCAUCUGCUGGUGGCAGAACCGGAGAAGAUUUACGCCAUGCCGGACCCAACGAUGCCUGAGAGUGACAUUAAAGCCCUGACAACGCUCUGUGACCUGGCUGAUCGCGAGCUGGUGGUCAUCAUCGGAUGGGCCAAACACAUCCCAGGUUUCUCCAGUUUGUCUCUGGGAGAUCAGAUGAGUUUACUGCAGAGCGCUUGGAUGGAGAUCCUGAUCCUGAGCAUCGUCUUCCGCUCGAUGCCGUACGAGGAUGAGCUGGUGUACGCUGAGGAUUAUGUGAUGGAUGAGGAACACUCGCGUCUCACCGGUCUGCUGGAUCUUUACGUGUCAAUCCUGCAGCUUGUGCGGAAGUAUAAGAAACUGAAGGUGGAGAAAGAGGAGUUUGUCACGCUGAAGGCCAUCGCGCUCGCCAACUCAGACUCGAUGCACAUAGAGGACGUCGAGUCCGUUCAGAAGCUCCAGGACGCUCUUCAUGAAGCCCUGCAGGAUUACGAGAGCUGUCAACACGCAGAGGAUCCUCGACGCGCAGGAAAGCUUCUCAUGACGCUGCCUCUCCUGCGACAGACGGCCACCAAGGCCAUUCAGCACUUCUACAGCAUUAAGAUGCAGGGCAAAGUGCCCAUGCACAAACUCUUCCUGGAGAUGCUGGAGGCCAAGGUCUGAUUGGCCGGCCGCACUGUUGUCAGGUGACAUCAUCCAAGCAUCAGCGAAUGAGGUGUGGCAGAGACGUUCCGGCUGCGGAGGACAGAUCGGUCGGUCCUCUGACGGACACGCAAGGGUGAAGACUUUCCGCUCGUCUCGCUGAGAUGCGAGACGUUUUUAAAGACCUGAAAAUAAAUUGGUUCAAAGUAUAAUUAUAAAUGAAAAAAGAAUUUAAAUAUCUAUAACAAAAGCUAUGUUCUUGUACAGUAAUGCUUUUUUUGGUCCUGAUAUGUGAUUAUAUAUGAUGGAAGAAGUGGAUAGUCUCACUUAGAUGCUCAUUUUUGUUCCACUUUUUUAAAAAUUCAACCCUCUGUAGAACCUCACAUCAUAGUUAAACUCUUCAGACAUCACCAGGACUUGUAAAUAUUCACCAGGAUCGGUGAAACGCUGGCCGGACUGCAGGCAUUUGUCUCGUCCGGUUCUUCCCUGAAUGUGAACUUGUUGACGUGUUUGAAUAUACCUCUUCC
Messenger RNA from Paramisgurnus dabryanus, 2086 nucleotides. It is a transcript of the gene esrrb, whose product is annotated as estrogen-related receptor beta. Gene Ontology annotation, cellular component: nucleus. The record is from RefSeq and is a predicted model, not a curated record. Lineage: Eukaryota; Metazoa; Chordata; Actinopteri; Cypriniformes; Cobitidae. Gene Ontology annotation, biological process: regulation of DNA-templated transcription. Gene Ontology annotation, molecular function: steroid binding; zinc ion binding; sequence-specific DNA binding.